AUGGAUACCCCCUUUAUAAUUAGUACUAUUGAAUCUACUAUUAAUUACUCUGCCUUCGACUUUAGACGGCUCUUCUCCUACGGCUCCUAUACGUUAUCUCUCUACGGCUAUAACGUUCGAAAUUAG
Molecule: messenger RNA, 126 nt
Organism: Fulvia fulva
Lineage: Eukaryota; Fungi; Ascomycota; Dothideomycetes; Mycosphaerellales; Mycosphaerellaceae
Exons: 2
Coding region: 1-126 (41 amino acids)
Source: RefSeq, a predicted model, not a curated record